Molecule: messenger RNA, 1446 nt
Organism: Ceratitis capitata (Mediterranean fruit fly)
Lineage: Eukaryota; Metazoa; Arthropoda; Insecta; Diptera; Tephritidae
Gene: mRpS22
Product: 28S ribosomal protein S22, mitochondrial
Exons: 1
Coding region: 99-1280 (393 amino acids)
Cellular component (GO): mitochondrial small ribosomal subunit
Molecular function (GO): structural constituent of ribosome
Source: RefSeq, a predicted model, not a curated record
UCUGUAAUCAGUCGCAUGGAAUGAGCUGAUCAGCUGUUAAUCGGGGAAAAUUUUGUUACGUUUUGAUAGGAAUAAUUUAAGUAAAUUUCUUAAAUAAAAUGUCUACAACAAUGUUUCUGCGCAAGAUAACUAACCGUGGCAAUAUUCGAAAUAGUUUUCGUGCAUUACAACGAGCAGUUUCGACAACUAGCAAUUCCGGUAUAUCUCCUCCAAGCCUACUGUAUGACAGAGAUCCACAACCGCAAUUCACCGAUCCAGAAACUCAGAAAUUACUGCGAUCCAUGACACAAUUACAGCUUAAAAAGGUUUUUGAUAAAACUACUGUGCCAGACAAUUCUGUGGAUUACAAGCUAAUGACUGUUGAAAUGUUGGAGAAAGAAUUUCGUAAAACUAUUGAACGAGCAUAUAGACGGUUGCAAAUGCCGCCAGUCGUACAGAUGAAAACUGAUGAGCAACGUAUUAUAUCGAAAGACAGUGCGCUAAGCGGGUUUUCUGACACGAAAUUCGUUGUAACUGAUAUAACAUAUGGUUUGAGUCAGUCAGAUCGUAAGGUUGUCGUUCGUCAAACUGAUGGUACACUUGAGUAUGCACCAAUGGAGGUAACAAAGCGUAUGCGGCAAUUGUACUUCCCAAUUAAUGGACGUAGUAUCCGUGUCCCACGAAUGUUCGAAGAUGAGCAUUUGCAACGUUGUUUGGAUGAGCAAAAAUAUUUAUUCAUACUAAAUCGUAUGGUAGUGCAAUUCGAGCCUUAUGAACCUGAAUUUCAUUAUAUUAGCAGUCGUGUGUAUCAACAUAUCAAUGAAACAAAACAGUUUGAUGUGUUACGGUCAACCAGACAUUUUGGACCAAUGUCAUUUUUCUUUGCUUGGCAUCGUUGCAUAGAUGAUUUACUGUACGACAUGGUGCGACGGGAUUAUCUACAGAAUGCAGCCGAACUCAUAGCUCUAUUAUAUAAAUUACAUGGUAUUGAGACAAAUUAUAAAGAUCUGUUGAAUCAAUUAGAUAUUAUUAAACCUGAAGAAGAUCUUGCUUUGAAAGAACUAAAUAAAGAGUUAAAACGGUCUUCAAAAGGCGUUAAAGAAGACAUUCAAUCGACUAUUGGAAAGACGAAUGCCGAUUUUGAGGCUGAUGAACUGUGUCUAAACUUUAUAGAAGAUUAUAUAAGUACACAUGCACUUAAGAAAGUCCAGCUGGAAUUGGCCGCCCAAACACUUAAAGAAAUAAAUGCUGAAAAGCGUCAGUUGCUAGAGGGCUUAAGCAAAGCGCAUGGUGUAUCUUAAAUAGAAAAAAAUAAAAGUGGAGUCAAUUUUUAUAAUCAUUAUGAAUAAAGAAUAGAAGUAGUGAUAAUGUUUGUUUAAAUUAUGCCUCUAUUUGAAUUGUUUAUUUAAUGUCCAAUGCGUGCAUUUUAAUGGCUAAAAUAAAUACUUAUUCAUACGACAUUUAAAA